Messenger RNA from Xenopus tropicalis (tropical clawed frog), 4359 nucleotides. RefSeq names its product transcription factor 7 like 2 (gene tcf7l2). Gene Ontology annotation, molecular function: DNA binding. The transcript is spliced from 15 exons. Lineage: Eukaryota; Metazoa; Chordata; Amphibia; Anura; Pipidae. Gene Ontology annotation, biological process: regulation of transcription by RNA polymerase II; Wnt signaling pathway. Gene Ontology annotation, cellular component: nucleus. The coding region runs from base 606 to 2492 and encodes 628 amino acids. The record is from RefSeq and is a predicted model, not a curated record.
UGACAUUUAUUGCUGCAACGUCAGCAGGCAGGCCCCGCCCCUGUGCAUGUCAUUAGGGCCCCCCCCUGAGGGUGCCUGUGAGUGAGCUCCUUUCCAUGCCAAUAAUCCUGGAUCCAGACUCCCCUCCUCCUCUUCCUCUCCAGCUGUCAAUCACAGGCGCCUUUGAACUGAAAAGCUUCCCAGUCCGACUUGCUCCGACUCAAUUGGGGCGAGUGCAGCUCAGUACCGGGCUCUCUGUGUGUCUCAGCCCGGCUUGGGGCCCGGAGUAGUUUGGGGGGGCUGCAGUCGGACUGAGCCGCGGAUUUGGGGGCCGCGCAUUUUGCUCUUUUUCUCUCUUUAUUUUUGGCUUCUUGUUGUUGUUGAAUCUGGCGGAGUGCGGAGCCGGGAGGUGGGGGCCCCGCUAACCGGACUGGCACAGCCCCCCCUUUCCCUCCCAGCCCCCCCACCGGCAGCACAAAGCAGGGGAACAGCCCGGGGCCCCCUCUCCCCCCCACAUUGCAGGAGCCGGGAGCGGCCAGGGGAGGAAGGGAAACUUUUUUUGUCGGAGGGGGGAAUCUUGGGGCUGAGUCUGGGAGUUGCAGUGCGACAGAGUAGCAGGGGCAGAGAUGCCGCAGUUGAACGGCGGUGGGGGGGACGAUCUGGGGGCCAACGAUGAAAUGAUCUCCUUUAAGGAUGAGGGGGAACAGGAGGAGAAAAUCUCCGAGAUCAGCUCGGCCGAGCGGGACCUGGCGGAUGUCAAGUCGUCUCUUGUCAAUGAGUCUGAGACCCCCCAGAACAGCUCGUCCGACUCUGAGGCGGAGCGGCGCCCCCCUCCCCGGUCCGAGAGUUUCCGGGACAAGAGCCGGGACAGCCUGGAGGACGCUGCCAAAAGGCCCGACGGAGGGCUGUUUAAGGGCCCGGCAUAUGGAGGUUACCCCUUCAUCAUGAUCCCCGACCUGACCAGCCCCUACUUGCCCAACGGAUCUCUCUCUCCCACUGCCCGAACGUGCGUGAAUGUACCACUAGAUCUGCAUUUAGCCUCUUGUUGCAGCCCUUUCAUGCAGUAUCUGCAGAUGAAAUGGCCCCUCCUGGAUGUCCAGGCUGGAAGUUUACAGAGCAGACAAGGACUCAAGGACACCAGGUCUCCGUCCCCGGCUCACAUUGUUUCUAACAAAGUGCCCGUUGUACAGCACCCUCACCAUGUCCACCCCCUCACGCCGCUCAUUACCUACAGCAACGAGCACUUUACCCCAGGGAACCCCCCACCGCACUUACAGGCAGACGUGGAUCCAAAAACAGGAAUCCCAAGGCCUCCACACCCUCCGGACAUUUCCCCGUAUUACCCUUUAUCCCCGGGCGCCGUCGGACAGAUCCCCCAUCCGCUAGGAUGGUUAGUACCACAGCAAGGUCAGCCCGUUUACCCAAUCACGACAGGGGGCUUCCGGCACCCCUACCCCACCGCCCUUACCGUCAAUGCUUCCAUGUCAAGCUUCCUUUCCUCUAGAUUCCCGCCCCACAUGGUGCCGCCCCAUCACAGUUUGCACACAACUGGAAUCCCUCACCCCGCCAUCGUCACCCCCACCGUCAAACAGGAGUCUUCCCAGAGCGACAUGGGAUCCCUCCAUAGCUCGAAACAUCAGGAUUCCAAAAAAGAAGAAGAAAAGAAAAAGCCGCACAUAAAGAAACCUCUAAACGCGUUCAUGCUGUAUAUGAAGGAGAUGAGGGCAAAAGUCGUGGCCGAGUGCACGUUAAAAGAAAGCGCAGCCAUCAAUCAGAUCCUUGGCCGAAGGUGGCACGCCUUAUCCAGGGAAGAGCAAGCGAAAUACUAUGAGCUGGCGAGGAAGGAGAGGCAACUCCACAUGCAGCUGUACCCCGGAUGGUCGGCUCGGGAUAACUAUGUAGGUGCCUAUGGCAAGAAGAAGAAGAGGAAAAGGGAAAAGCAACAAGGAGAGGCUAAUGAACACAGCGAGUGUUACCUAAAUCCUUGCCUUUCUCUUCCUCCGAUCACAGACCUGAGCGCUCCUAAGAAAUGUCGAGCGCGCUUUGGCCUUGAUCAGCAGAAUAACUGGUGCGGUCCCUGCAGAAGGAAAAAGAAGUGCAUUCGCUACAUACAAGGUGAAGGCAGCUGCGUUAGCCCGCCCUCUUCAGAUGGAAGCUUAUUAGACUCCCCUCCUUCCUCUCCCGCCAUGCCCGACUCCCCCGCAUCGGACUCCAAACCACAAACUGAACAAACGCAACCUCUCUCUUUAUCCUUGAAGCCCGACCCGCUGGCGCGGAUCUGCGUGCCGCAUUCGCCUCUGGCCCAGAGCCCCGCGCGGAAGCCCAGCGCUCUGCCGGUCACCAUUUGCCAGAACGGAGCAGAACACGCUCAUCCGCACAACGUUCUGCAGUCGUCUCUGCCCUACGGCCUGUCGCUCACACAACCGUCCACCUCCUUUCUGCCCUCCCACCGCUCAUUGGCCGGAACGACGCAACUUCAGCCCCUGUCCCUCGUCACCAAACCUUUAGAGUAGAACCACAUUUCCUCCAUCUUCAUCUUAUUUUUUUUUAAAGAUUUCUGGGUCCUUUUUAUUUUUUUUUUUCCAUGAAUUUCACCACGUUCUUCAUUUGUGCCAAACGGCUCCUUUUCAUUGGUUAGUAGGUGUUUUUCACGAAGCUCAUUGGUCAAUAUUUGACCUCUUCCUUCACUUCUCCGAUGUGAGUCGCCGACCUCAACGAAACCUCCGCAAUUCUGCCAAAAUUUCAUCCGCUGUCACGUUCAAAAAAAAAAAAAAAAGUCUUUGUAGCAUCGGGAGAAGGGGGGGAAAUUAUAUAAAUAUAUAUGAAAUUACGAAAAAAAAAAUUAAAAAAAUACCUAACUGUUAUGUAGUUCUGAUAGGAAAACUCGGAAAAACAAAAAGACUGAUUUAAAGAAGAAAAAUUAAGGAAAAAAACAAGCAAUUUUGAAGCAGCCCUCGCAGAAGGAGUUGGUUCUUUAUUAUUUGUAUUAAAUACGAGCUUGUGAACCAAUCAUUUUACAUCCGGUUUUUAACCUCUCCGCGCACAACGAAUGCAGUGCCACUUACUCUCUCGUGAAACGACUUUUAUUGUGAUGUUACUUGUUGUUGAAAUGUACAGAAAAAUCAAAAAAAGGUUAAAAACUGAACAAAAUGUGUGAAUAUGCCUUGUUCCAUAGUGGGGAUCAUUUUCGGGGGUGGGAAGAGGGUUGGUAAUUACAUGGACAAAAUGUGUGGGGGGCGGGGUUGGGGGAGGGGCUGGGGGCGGGGUUGAGGGUUUUGAAUAUAUCAGAGCCAUGGACCUGUAGUAUUUAUUGCUUAGAAAAAGCGCUUGUGUCCUGUUUGUCGUCUCUUUUCAAAGAAAAAUCUGUUUUUUCCCCCCCCCCCAUUUCUUGAAACGUUGUACAAAGUUUUUUUUUUCCUUUCCUAGUGUCAGCAUCUUAUAUAUAUAUAAAUAUAUAUCAUUUGUACAAGGUUUUUAAGUUUAUAUAUAAAUUUAUAUUUUUUUUUUGUUUUUUUUUUGUUUUUGUUGUUGUUUUUUGCCGCCAAAAUGGACAUUUGUAGUUACAUUUCAAAAAGGAUCGAUAUUGUACAAAGAAACACAAUUGCUUUAAAAAAGAAACAAACAAAAAAAAAAGCCAUUACGCAAAGACUUGAAAUUUUAACGAGGGAAAUCGACUUUGUAAAAAAAAAAAAAAAAACGACAAAUCCACGUGCCAAAAUUCCCAGCGACAAAACUCCCCGCCUCUUCUUUUCCUUCCGUUUUGAUGUGAUGUUACAUAGAUAGGUAUGUACGUAGUUUUAUUGUCGGCUAUAACAGGUGUAUUUGGUAGGAGACUGACAGGGAAAUGUCGAGCAAAACGUUAGGUACAAAAAAAAACGAAAAAUGAAAAAAAAAAAAAAACUUUCCCAUUUGGGGCAAAUUCCUGUCGAAUUAUUUAUAAAGGAAACUACUGCCAUUUUUUUCUGUCCAUUUGCUGCGUGUCGGUGGCAAAGCGAAAAAAACAAAACAAAAAAGGCAUGUUGAUGUUGCUCAAAAAAUACGAAAGGACGAAACCGAAAAAAAAACAAAAAACGUUUUUCAUCCAGUGAAAUUGUACUUGACCUGAAGCAAAAUUGUAAAAUCUGUCUCUGACGUUUUCUGAAGAUGCUAAUGACCAUUUUAUUUUGUGAAUACUUUGAAUGUUCCCCAACAGCUGUGAUGUUGCCAUUCGGUUUUAUGCUCUUGUUCCCAUUUUUAUUUGAAAAAAAAACGUUUUUUUCCGACCUGACAAUUUUUUUUUCUUUUUUUUCUUUUUUCUUUUUUUUUGUAAUGAGUCAUGUUCAUCCUGUACAGUAUCUGUAGCAUGCAGUUCUGGAUUAAUAAAAGCAACAAUAGUCUGUG